AUGAGAACUCAGCGACCAGUGGUGAUAAUGGCAGCCAUGAUGGCCCUGAUAUCCAUGGCAGCGGCUGGUGGUGGAGGCGGAUAUGGUGGCAGUAGAGGAGGUGGAUUUGGCGGAGGACAUGGAGGUGGUGGAUUUGGUGGAGGAAACGUAGGCGGCUUUGGCGGAGGACACGGAGGCAGUGGUUUCAGUGGAGGAAGCGGAGGUAGUGGUUUCAGCGGAGGCCAUGGAGGCAGUGGCUUUGGAGGUAGCAGCUCUGGAGGCUACGGAGGAAGCAGAGGAGGCGGAAGUGUAGUCACAGGAGUCUUGGUUGGUAGCGGGUCCCUUCCGAGCGGCGGCGGAGGCGGAUACGGAGGUGGAAGUGGGGGCGGAUUCGGAGGCAGCUUCGGAGGCGGACAUGGAGGCAGCUUCGGCGGUGGAAAUGGAGGCGGUUUCGGAGGUGGCUUUGGGGGCGUCGGAGGUGGUCACGGAGGCAGCUUCGGAGGUGGAAAUGGAGGCGGUUUUGGUGGCGGAAGCGGAGGCAGCGGAUACAGAAAAUAG
Messenger RNA from Penaeus indicus, 537 nucleotides. RefSeq lists its product as uncharacterized. Lineage: Eukaryota; Metazoa; Arthropoda; Malacostraca; Decapoda; Penaeidae. The coding region runs from base 1 to 537 and encodes 178 amino acids. The record is from RefSeq and is a predicted model, not a curated record. The transcript is spliced from 2 exons.